This is a messenger RNA of Linnemannia hyalina, 2220 nucleotides long. Lineage: Eukaryota; Fungi; Mortierellomycota; Mortierellomycetes; Mortierellales; Mortierellaceae. The record is from the annotation of a GenBank genome assembly.
AUGCUUGGCCACCAACAGCUGCUUCAACAGCAGCAUCAACAGCAUCACAACCAACACCCGCUUCAGCACCAACACCCGCUUCCUCUCCAGCAUCCUCACUCUCUCCAGCAUCAACAGCAACAGCAACAGCAACACUCUCACCCUCUCCAACCAACUCAGUACCAGCAGCAGCAGGAGAGCCACCAGGACUUUAACAAGCCUGCUAGUGGCAAAAAGUUGAACCACCCUCCUCCACCUCUACCUCCCCUCUCUUCGUCCUCAGCCUCGUCCAUCGCCACUGUCUCUGCCAUCAACAUCAAGUCACCCUCCGCCAGUGCUUCCCUCCCACCCGCCUAUCCUUACUCCAACCACUCGGCUGGCCCCGUCUCCACAGCUUCCCUGCCCUCUGUCUCGUCGUCCUCGACCACCCUUGCGUCUGUCGCCGGAGAUGCAUCAACAGGUACGGGCGAAAACUUUGUGCCCAACAUCAAAAAGGCAAAGUACUCGACUUCCCUUGACCCAAGAGGGUUCAUCCCAGUAUUCGAGUAUGACCUUUAUGGCCAUCCUAUUAUGUGGGAUCAAGAGAAUCUCUACGUCCACUUUACCGGCAUCUGGAAGGCCUUGGGGAAGACGAAAGCAGACAUUGUUAAGAUCAUUGACGCCAACCCGAUCCUAGAGACCAUCAUCCGCAAGGUCCGAGGCGGGUUCUUAAAGAUCCAGGGCACCUGGAUGCCGCACCAGGAGGCUUACGAUCUGGCUAAAAAGACUUGCUACAAGCUGCGUCAUGAGCUGGUCCCUGUCUUUGGCGCCGGCUUUGUCAAUGACUGCAUCCCACCAGACACUCCUGGAUUUGGUUCGAUCCACUUGACAGUCGUUCGUAGACGUGCCUCUGAAUGUGUCGUUGGUCAGCGUCAGGCCGUCAUUGGCGCCCAGCAACUUCGACUCCAACAGACCCAUAUCCAUCCUAACCUAAAGAGACGGUACUCUAGCAAUGAUGUGAGUCGCCUCAGUCGAUUCAAUCAAUCUGGAGGACCGCCCACAGCCAGCCAGCUGUCCUCGACAUCGUUUCUACUCAACAGCAACAAGGACUACCCGAGGGACGAGAGUGUGGAUGGCGACCAGGAUGAUGACUUAGAUCUGGAUCUGGACGAGGACGAUUCGAGUGCCAGCCAAGCUAGGAAAGCGAACGACCUGAACCGCAAACACCGAUUCCACCGGAUGGGUCGCUUCAACUCUAUGGGUGACAAUGACGAUGAUGACGAGGAAGAUGAUGAUCGUCUGUUGGAUGGAUCCACCGCCGACGAGGAGGAGCAUCGGUCGCUCUCGGGCUCCUACGACGACGACGAUAUUGAUGUUGACGGAGAGUCCUGUUUCAGUGAGCAAGAUGACCCCAUGUAUAGUCUUGCCCGUUUGGACUUGUCGCGCCGAAACUCAUCACCCAUGCCUUUGAGCACGGCGUAUGCACUCUCUGCGGGAAUGGGUGUCAAGUCUGCCACUGUCCGGGCCAGACGUGGUCGUCCACCCACGCGGAGUCCCAUGCCUGUCGCCAACCGAAUCGCGGCCAAUUAUGUUGCUUACAAUAACUAUGUUUCAAGCAAUACUCAAGCUGCUCAAGGUCUUGGACGCAAUAACGGCUCUACUCGUACACAGAAGCAGCAGCUUCGCCAACAGCAAAAGCUACAGAACCAAUUACAGCAACAGCAGCAGCAGCAACAGCAACAACAGCAACAGCAGCAACAGCAACAGCAGCAACAGCAGCAGUUCCAACAACAACAACAACAACAACAACAACAACAACAGCAGCAUAUGCAUCAACAACAUUCCCAGCAACAGCAUCACCCAUUCCAGCUGCAGCCAAUGCAGCAACAUCCAAUGCAGCAACAUCCUAUGCAGCAACAUCCUAUGCAGCCUAGCCAAAUGUCGCCUGACCAAGAGCAUUCCAGCUACCAGCUACAGCAGCAGCAGCAGCAGCAACAACAACAGAGCGGAAGUUCGUCGCCUGGUCUGUCGCACCAGGAGCUGGUCGAGUUUUUCAAGGCUGGCCAGGCUCUUCAGCGGAUGUCGCAGGAUGAUGGCAGCCGGCCCUGGAAGCAGGAUGGAGGAAGGAUGAUUUUGCCGAAGAAGAUUGUGCUUGGUGAGCAGGUCUUUCAGUGUGUUGGAGGCGAGUACAAGUGUGUGCCUGAACCCAACAGCAUGGUCUCAUCCAAGGCGCCUGGAGAGGACGAUGGCUGGUCGCGUUGA